AUGAGUGCUCCGCAGAAGCUUACCAAGAAGCAGAAGAAGAGUCUUGCGUUUUACCGCAAGGGUAAGAGCCAGGAUGGUCCUUCUGGGGUGGCGGAUCUGGAGGGCGACAGCGUUCCUGUGUUGGAGGUCCAGGAUCAGGCUGAUGAUGGGCUUGAUUCGCCUGCGUUGGUGGUUGAGGCAGAGUCAGAUUCGGCUAAGCGCUUGGCAACGCGCAAGGGCAAAGGAAAGGCGGAUGAUACUGGCAUCGUUCAAGCGACUAUUACCCCAGAGAAGAAAAGGAAGAGGGAUUCUAUCACUGUCCCGCAGGACGCCGAACCGAAACGCAAGAAAGCAAAACAAACUGCUGACGCAACUGAGAGGAGCGGUAAAGCGGAUGAGAGGAACGAAGGCAAAGUAAAGCAGCGGUAUAUCCUUUUUGCAAUCUCAAGUAUACUACCACCGCAGAAGCCAUUAAAAACCAUUUCUCAGCAUGUGAUCCUCCGCCAACCGUCCGAUUACGAACUCCCGAAACCUUCCACGUCUAGUAAACCCACGAUCAAGUCCAAAGGUUGCGCCUUCGUUGAGUUCACCCACAGAAAUGCGCUUCAACAAGGAUUGAAACUUCAUCAAUCUGAACUCGAAGGCCGGCGAAUAAACGUCGAGCUCACGGUCGGUGGUGGUGGGAAGAGCGAUGCUCGAAUUCAAAAACUGAAAGAACGGAACAAAACUCUGCACGGUCAACGAAAGGAACAACUGGAAAAGUUAGCCAAGGCUGAUCCAACAUUAGCAGUCGCUCCAGAACGACCGCAGCGGUUUUCAGCUACGUCGGGCCUAGAGCAAACACCACUGAAGCGAAGGACUUGGACAGUUGGUGACGUUGAAGACGGAGAGACACAUCGUGGUGGGAAGAAGCACUCAAAGGCACGCCGAAAACAGUGGGGUACGGGAGUAAACGCCAUUCCGGUUGGAUAA
Mycena indigotica is the source of this 951-nucleotide messenger RNA. Its product is annotated as RRM domain-containing protein. Bases 1 to 951 code for a protein of 316 amino acids. NCBI's taxonomy places the organism in Eukaryota, Fungi, Basidiomycota, Agaricomycetes, Agaricales, Mycenaceae. The transcript is spliced from 6 exons. Gene Ontology annotation, molecular function: nucleic acid binding. The record is from RefSeq and is a predicted model, not a curated record.